Molecule: messenger RNA, 2801 nt
Organism: Daphnia pulicaria
Lineage: Eukaryota; Metazoa; Arthropoda; Branchiopoda; Diplostraca; Daphniidae
Product: probable ATP-dependent RNA helicase DDX10
Exons: 6
Coding region: 133-2742 (869 amino acids)
Biological process (GO): rRNA processing
Cellular component (GO): nucleus
Molecular function (GO): ATP binding; RNA helicase activity; nucleic acid binding
Source: RefSeq, a predicted model, not a curated record
GUCUCGUGGUGCCCAAAAAUUUCGACACAGGGCAAGACGGCAAGUUACGUAGUUAUUGAAUUGAAUGGUUCAAGUUACCUAGUUUCUUUCAAAAAUAUUUCAAAUAAAAGAAAAACAAAUUACAACAAGAAAAUGGAGAGUGGUAGUACAAAUGGUAAUGCAAAAACCCCGGAUGACAACAAACAAAAUGGACCUGGGUCACAAAAGACAAAGAAGAAAAACAACUCCAAAGGAAAAUUACACCCAAGUCGAGUUAAAGCAAGUGCCAUUGAGCAACACGAAAUCAAGAAUUUGCAAAUUCGCUAUACAUCAGUGGAAACAUCAGCUGUACUAAAAUUUAAAGAUAUUCCGCUUUCCAAGAAAACCUUGCAAGGUCUGCAGCAGAACGAGUACACCACGCCAACCGAAGUCCAAAAAGAGAGUAUUGUUCUUGCCCUAAGAGGUCUAGAUGUAUUGGGAGCUGCCAAAACCGGUAGUGGAAAAACCCUUGCCUUUGUGAUACCUGUUCUUGAAAGACUGUACUGCAUGCAAUGGACUCGACUAGAUGGUCUUGGUGCCCUAAUUAUAACCCCAACUCGAGAAUUGGCAUACCAGAUAUUUGAGACUUUCAGGAAGGUUGGAAUCCAGCAUGAUUUUUCUGCUGGUCUCAUCAUUGGAGGCAAAGACCUUAAUUUUGAAAGGAAACGAUUAGACCAAUGUAACAUCAUGAUUUGCACCCCUGGAAGAGUCCUUCAUCACAUGGAUGAAAAUCCUCUCUUUGACUGCUCCAACCUACAGAUAUUGGUUAUUGACGAGGCUGAUCGUUGUUUGGAUCUGGGAUUCCAGCAAACGAUGAACGGUAUCAUUGAAAAUUUACCCCCAAAGAGGCAAACUCUGCUGUUUUCCGCCACACAAACCAAAUCAGUCAAAGAUCUCGCUCGUCUCAGUUUAAAGGACCCCGUUUACGUUUCUGUUCACGAAAACGCUCAAUACUCCACACCCGAGUCUUUGCGUCAAAGCUACAUCAUUACUCCCAUUCAAAACAAAGUCGACAUUUUAUGGUCUUUUCUUAGGAGUCAUAGGAAGAAGAAACUGAUUGUCUUUUUGACUUCUUGCAAACAGGUUCGAUUUAUUCAUCAAGCUUUUACUCGUCUGCGACCUGGUCUUUCUGUAUUGGCUUUGUAUGGUACCAUGCACCAGAUGAAACGCAUGUCAGUCUACGAAGAGUUUUGCGAGAAGCAAACUGCCGUCCUGUUCGCCACAGACAUUGCCGCUCGAGGACUCGAUUUUCCUAAUGUUGAUUGGGUAAUUCAAAUGGAUUGUCCGGACGACCCAAGUAGCUACAUCCACCGAGCCGGUCGUACUGCUCGUUAUCAGAAAGGAGGGGAAUCGUUGCUGAUGCUGCUGCCCUCAGAAGAAGCCAUGGUUGAGCAGUUGGCCCAGAAAAAGAUCCCCAUUCAGAAAAUUGAAGUCAAUCCUUCGAAAUUGGUUUCCAUUCAGCGGAAACUCGAAGCCAUGCUCGCUCGUGAUGUUGAAUUGAAACAAAUGGCCCAACGGGCUUUUGUUACUUAUGCCAAAUCAGUUUUCCUUAUGAAAGACAAGUCGAUUUUUGAUGUCACUAGUAUCGAUUUGAAUGCUUUAGCUCGGUCUUUGGGGCUCGCUCUUGCUCCACGCGUCCGUUUCCUACAAAAACAUCUCAAGGCAACAGAAUCGGCUGCGCCUCCACAAGCUCCUCGAAUGUUGAAACCAAACUAUGACACCCCAGCCGAGAAGCCUAUUGCCGCUCAAUCGACUGAGCAGCAAUGGAGAAGAAACGACCUGGAAGCACCUUACGAUUUCCACGCAGAAGACGAAUUACAGGAUUCCGAUAGCGAUGACGGCAUUUUCAAAAUCAAGCGGCAAAAUCACGCUCUCCCCGGAUUCGAAGAAGCCGAGGAGGAGGAGGUUGAAAUUGGUGUUGAGAAAAAGAAGAAGGAAAAGAUCUUGACCAAGGAGAAAGUUGCCAAACGAAUCCUUGCUAAAAAGCUGAAGGCCAAUAAAAUUGUCAACUUUGACGACGAAGGAAAUAGAAUUUAUGACGCAUCUCGCGAGAAAGUUUCCGAGCUUGGCCGAGCUCUCGAAAUUGAAGCUUCGACAUCGAUUACUGGUGGCAUCAAUUUGGUUGAAGCCAAAAAGGCGAUGGAAGAAGAGGAUAAAUACGACAAAGAAAUCUUCCGUCAGCGUAUCAAAGCCAAACAUCGCGAAGAUCGACUCAAAGCCAAAGCAGAGCGUAGACUCGCCAACCGGGUAGAGAAGGAAGAAGAAGUAGCGAAUGUCGAAGGUGAGGAGGAGGACGAAGAGUCUGAAGGUGACGAGAGUGUCGAUGGUUCAGUCGGAGAAAUUAUAGACGCUUUACCCGAUCCCGAUCGCAUCUACGGCGCCAAGGAAGAUGAUAGCGAAGAAGAAGGUGACGUUUACAGAGGGCCAGCUGUUGCAAAGAAACGCUCGCGAUUGCCGAGCGAGAGUGAAGAAGAUGACGACAGUGAAGAUGAUAGUGAAAGUGACAAUGACGAAGCACCUGUCAAGCCUACCCCGAUUACAAGGAAACGGCGACAACCGAGUGAAAGCGAAGAACUUCCCACACCGACAAAGACGAAACAAAAAUGGAUCAAGAAGAAGCCACCUAAGAAACAGAAACCAGCUAAGAACAGUAAAUUUGACACUGGCCUGGAUUUGGCUAUGGACGAAGAGUUGGCUCUUCACAUUCUUGGCUCUAAAAAUUAAAGGAAGACUGCCUCGUUGUCCAUAUGAAAUACACAGUCAGCUUAAUGGAUUGAGAACUU